AUGUAUAACGCAAAAAUGAACCCACAAUGUUCAAAAUGUAAAGCAGCAAUAAGGAAAUAUAACUAUUCUGUCAAAGAGAUAGAACGUAUGAGAAACGACUAUGCUGACUUAAAGAAAGAAGUAGAGAAACCAGCAGAAGAUAAAAUGGACAUGUUAGCAUUUCUGAACAAAAACUAUCCAACUGCUGACGAUUUCCUAUUAUCUGAUGUCAAGAAGAAGUAUAAAGAAACCUUCGGCAUAGUUAAAAUUUUUGAUAUUCUUCGUGAAGAAAUAGAAGCUACAAAACUGUUUAAAGUCAUGAACCAUCGCAACAUAUACCAUGUAAAACGCUUGUAA
Trichomonas vaginalis G3 is the source of this 336-nucleotide messenger RNA. RefSeq names its product organellar and viral DNA polymerase type B. NCBI's taxonomy places the organism in Eukaryota, Parabasalia, Trichomonadida, Trichomonadidae. The coding region runs from base 1 to 336 and encodes 111 amino acids. The transcript has a single exon. The record is from RefSeq and is a predicted model, not a curated record.